GCUCCGUAGCAAGAAAAGCCAACAAGAACGAAAUAAACCCUUUGGUAUCGUCCUCCGGUAAGCAGCCGAUCCCUGCUGCGUACUUUGGACAAGGCCAAAACAAAAAGAACACUUUUCGACCUCGCAAUCGCAUUCUCUCUCUCUCGUCUAGUCCCUGGCGUUUUUUUAAAAGAAAAACCCUUCAAGGUCGACACCGAAUACUUUAUUCUUCCUCGCUACCACACGCACGCACGCACGCACGCACAUUGCGUAAAGGUUCCAAAGCGAGGUGCCUUUUUGCCUUUUGGGCACGCUGUCUACCGUUUGGGCUAUUCCAGGGAAACCAACCACAUCUGCAAACAACCAAGAGAUCCCGUACCAGAUUUCCCUGCAAGGUACCUCCAACCUUUUUGCGCUGGUCGGCAUCCCUUUCGGCUUUUUUUCAAACGACCCAAGCCAAACAAACAAAAAAAAAUAACAAGAUCUGACUUGCAGCAGUUGCAUCUUGGGGAGGGUCUCGUUUCCUUUGCAACUUUUUUGGGUGGUUAUAUUUUUGUUUUGACGGGCGGAGAGACUUGACAGUCCCUCUCGAGAAGAACGGUCCACCUCUUGCGCGCGCGACCUUUUACGCCUUGCUUCUUUUUGUUGAAUGUUGGACGACGACGACGGAUUGACUUGAAUUUACCGGAACACCUUCUACACCCCGCUGCCCUCCCUCACUUGACCCCCCCUACCCCAAACCAACAACAAGAGCCUUUCAGGUUCAAAACGGGCGCUAAACCCAAACCCCUCCUAUACCACACCACCAACACCCACCCACCCACCGACGCUUUAUUAAAAAAAAAUUAUGUCGGCACCUUCUUCUCGUGAGGAAACUGGCAACAUGCCGCCCAUCUCGGCCUUUAUCGACGAUAACCGCCGAAAACCUCAACCGGAUCCAUCGUAUAUUCUCCCUCCUCCCACCGAUUACGGCGCCCAUGCAUAUAGCCAACAGCAGCAACAGCAGCAACAACAACCACAACAACAACAGUCAUCACAACCAACCUACCCCCCACAACCCCCUCGCGCGUUUUACCCCCAUGCCCAAGCCCAGCAUUACGUUCAAGCGGAUUUGCAGGCAUGGCAACCUCCACCACCUUACCCCCCCGCUCACGGUCCCGCUCAACCUUCUUCGUAUUCAACGUUAAACAGUGAAGACAUGUUGCAUUACCCUCCAACUCUAUCGGAAUCGCGGCAUAGCGGUAUGAGCCAUCACCACCAUCAUCCGCAACAAGCGCAACAAGCUCAACAACAAGCAACACCCCAACAGCAACCACCACCACCGCACCAACAGCAGCAGCAGCAGCAACAGCAACAUACCCAUCCAGCGCAUCCCGAUUAUGCUCACGACCGCCCGUCGACGGGAACGGCAUCGUCCCAUUCUCGCUCGACAUCUGCACCUCCUGGUGGACUCGUUAUUGGGUCUGGCCCACAUCAACAAGCAAGUGUCCGCCCGAGCGGUCCUGCGCACGGUCAGUCCUCAUCAACGGGUGGACGCGGCGGGCGAGGUGGAAAGGCGGAUAAAGGUACCCGGAAAUUCGUGUGUCAAGUGGAAAACUGUGGGCGGUCCUUCAAUACAUCAGGACACUUGGCUCGCCAUGUGAAAAUCCACAGCGGGGAGAAACCCUACAAUUGCCCCAUACCCGGCUGUGCGUCCCGGUUUUCCCGGCACGACAAUAUGCUCCAGCACUACCGGGCCCACAUGCGCAAACUCCAAUGGGCUGCUCCACCUCCGGGCGUUAUCCCUCCCGUCCCGAUGAGCCCCGGCCGGCGUCCACCCGGACCUAGCACACCCUACGUGAGCGAACCGUACAUGAUGCGCACCCAAGCAUUUGCACAGCAGCAGCAGCAGCAGCAACCACCGCAAGCGCAACCCCAACCUCAACAACAAACUCCCUACACGGAUCUCUCUGUUCCCAGUGAAACCCUCUCCGUGGAGCCCUACCCACGAGGAACAGACCUGUUGGGCCGCCGCAUGUCCAUGCCCUCCAUCCCUCAACGUCCCAUCACCCCCUACGCCCGCGCAGCCGAAAGCAACCCGCAAGACUACUCACCACGUCAAGACGCACGCUACGUGGACCAACAGUACAUGGACCGCAUGUACACUGGCUCCGAAUACGUCCGCGGGCGAUCCUUAUCCUUGACGCACUUGAACCGCUAUUCCCCUUAUUUCACACCACAGCCUCCUGAAGGUGUCUGGGCGUACCAUUAUGAUACCAGUAUGCGGUACCCGCCCGUACAACCCCCCCAACAACCUCCUCAACAACCCCAACAAACACUUUCACAACAACCUCAACAACAACAACAAAUGCAGCAGCGGUACACGCCCUACAAUUAUGACGCCCGUCGCAAGUCCCCCACAUUACCCCUCUUGCGCUCUCUUGCCCAAUUUGAGGAAAAGGAUGCAAGUACCCCUGGUGCAACGACGGGCGAAGCGCCGGUCCUUACGGCUGGAUUUGCGUAUUAUCCUACCGCUCCUGCGUACUCUGGGGGAAUGGUUGGAGAGAAAAAGGAUAAGGAGGAGGAUAAGAAGGAGGUUUGUGAGUGUGGGUAGUGUUUUCGUUUGAGCAAUGUGUUUAUGUGAGGGAUCGAGUGGUGGGAGAUGGAUGAUGAACAGUUUUUUGAUUUUUUGUUGUUGUUUUUUUGUUUUGGUUGCGGGGUUCUUGUGUGUUUUUUCUUUUUCUUUCUUGUUUAAUACAGGGGUUUUCUUUUUCUUUUUGGGUUGUGCAUAUGGAUGGUGUGUGUGUGUGUUUUUUUUUUUAAAAGAGCUAGUUUGAGGGGGUUUGAAGGAUGUAUGCCGUGUUGUUUGAGUGGGUUCUUGUUUUUUGUAUAUUUGGUUGGAGAUUUGGAAGGAUUUGGUGGACGGUUGGUUUUUUUUUUUUUUUUUGGCAGAGGGGAGGGGUCGCUUGCUUUUUGUUAUCUCUUUUUUUUUUUUUAUACGAAUGUGACUUGAUUGACUUAUUGUUUGGCUUUUGGAACAACUUGGUGGGCUUAAGGCGCCGUAUUGCCAUAUUGAACACUAGAGUGUUACUUUUUUAAUUACUGGUCUCUAUGCUUGACAAU
Messenger RNA from Spizellomyces punctatus DAOM BR117, 3081 nucleotides. RefSeq lists its product as uncharacterized. Gene Ontology annotation, molecular function: DNA-binding transcription factor activity, RNA polymerase II-specific; RNA polymerase II cis-regulatory region sequence-specific DNA binding. The transcript is spliced from 3 exons. Gene Ontology annotation, biological process: regulation of transcription by RNA polymerase II. Lineage: Eukaryota; Fungi; Chytridiomycota; Chytridiomycetes; Spizellomycetales; Spizellomycetaceae. The record is from RefSeq and is a predicted model, not a curated record. The coding region runs from base 827 to 2572 and encodes 581 amino acids.